Molecule: messenger RNA, 477 nt
Organism: Astrephomene gubernaculifera
Lineage: Eukaryota; Viridiplantae; Chlorophyta; Chlorophyceae; Chlamydomonadales; Astrephomenaceae
Source: the annotation of a GenBank genome assembly
CGUCUUGGAGCCGCUGGCCGCCAACGUGGGCCGAGCGGCUGCGGCCGGCAGCGCCUCCCUGGAGUUGAUCACGGGGUUGCUGCGGACCUGCGCCGCAUGGGGUGUGUCGGUGCCGGAGGGGGUGAUGGGCCCGAUUGCACGCGCGUGUGAGGUGUUUGUACGGCAGGUUGUGAAUGGGAUGGAACCAGGCCUCAUAUCGGCGCUGUUCGAGUCGACGAGGUUCAAGGCAGAGACCGCCCGCGCCGCCACCGCCUCCUCCCUCUCAUCAGACCGUGUGCUGAGGGAGCUGCUGGAGGGCGCUGUGCUGCCGCUGGCGCAGCUGGGACAGGCCUUCCCGGAGAGCGAGGUGUUCUUCGCGGCGCUGCACCACUGGCGCGCCAGGGGCUUCCCGGACUGGAGUGCCCGCAGGGCGGCGCUGCUGCUGCGGGGGCUGGCGGUGCCGGGGGCGCGGGGCUGGCACCAUCGGAUCAAGAUGCG